This is a messenger RNA of Nezara viridula (southern green stink bug), 1009 nucleotides long. The record is from the annotation of a GenBank genome assembly. NCBI's taxonomy places the organism in Eukaryota, Metazoa, Arthropoda, Insecta, Hemiptera, Pentatomidae.
UGUUCCUGCACGCUAAUCAUAGGUUACUGUAACCGUCUUGGCAUAUCGACAACAUGAACGGUGGUCAAGUUUAUUCGAUUGAAUGCAUUAAAUGCAAGACAGAGUUUUCUUCUGUAUUGCCUCUGGAGCCAACCGAUGCGAACUGCCUUUGCUGGGAUUGCCAUCUUCAACAGCAUACAGCACAAUGCUCUUCUAGGACUGAUGUCUCCUCGCAGCCCGAGAUUAAUGCUCCUGGAGAAGGAGAUCGUAUGGAAGCCGAAGGUGCCUGUACAAGCAAUACUCAAGAAACAGAACAAAAUUAUAUGUCAGAAAACCUUAAAGAGUCCUCAAGUAGAUUGUGUGGGGUCCUUAAAAAAAUUAAACUUAAAGCAUCUUCGGCAAAACCACCUAGUUCCCACGAGGCUUCUCAAAGCACUACUGAUGAAAAUAUGCCGAUUAAGAAGACGUUUUUCAAAAGAGGUAUACAUUUACCAAGACGAGGCAGUACCAACUUUGUAUGUCCUGAUUGCUCAAGAUCUUCAGGGUCCAGAGGGUCCCAUAACUUGGAUCUAGUGUCGCAGAUGACAAUGUUGUGUAUCAAACCUAUCGAUGACGAAGAUGAAGGAGUUGGGGCAGACAUAGUAGUAGAUGAAUUAGGACAGGAGGUUCCAGAGCGUGGAGAGUCUUUGAACAGUAAGAACUUCUUUAUGAAGUACCCGCGACAUCUGGGAGCUGCGAUGAACGAAUUGCAGAAUCCACCGAAGCUUUAUACUGCUCAGUGUGGGCACGAAAAUCCAUGCUUCAUCGCAAGAUGUUACGUAUGCAAGAGGAAAUGUAACAUUUCUAGUCCCUCCUCCGACUAUGGUUGCUUAAUCUGUCAAUAUAGGAGUAGUUUUAAUAUUGGUGGAAGUAAAAAGAUCUAAAGAUCUGAAGAUUUUCAUUGUUAAUAAAGCUCUAUAACAAUAAUAGUCUAAGAUUUUGAAAUUAUUUUUUUCAUUUCAUUGUUUAUUUUGGCUUUGAUAAUAUAAAU